AUGAAUAUAUGUUAUGCAUUAAUACAAUUCUUAUUCUUUUUGAAGGUGAAGCUGAAGAAGUACACCAAGUUCAUCUUCGUUCGUGACCCCUUUGUGCGUCUCAUCUCCGCCUACCGGAACAAAUUUGAGCUGCCCAACGCAAAUUUCUACCGGCGCUUCGCCCAGGUCAUGCUGCGUCGCUACGCCAACCAGCCGACGCCUCCCGCCUCCGCGGACGAGGCGUUUGGCAUGGGCAUCCACCCGUCCUUCCCCAACUUCCUGCAGUACCUCCUGGACCCGCAGACGGAGAAGGAGAUGCCCUUCAACGAGCACUGGAGGCAGGUGUACCGCCUCUGCCACCCGUGCCAGAUCCAGUAUGACUUCGUGGGCCAUCUGGAGACGGCGGAGGAGGACGCCGAGCAUCUGCUGCGCCAGCUGAAGGUGGACAACGUGGUGGAGUUCCCCACAUCCCGAAGGAACUUCACGGCCAGCACCUUGGAGGCGGACUGGUUCAACACCGUGCCCCUGGAGACCCGCAAAGAACUGUACAAGCUGUACGAACCCGACUUCAGACUCUUUGGAUACGACAAGCCGGACUCCAUCCUCAAUGAGUGACACACACACAGAACGUGCUUUUUUUAAUGUGUGUUUAUCCUUUUACUCCAACUACAGACACACCUCCCCUUGUUCUGGGCUUUGUCUCCUCCAGUCUUGUAUGACCUUCACUGAAUGUACACAUUAGGGCUGCACAACUUAGAAGAAAAAGAGAAUUGCUAUUAUUUUGACCAAUAUUACAUUUUUGCGAUCUGAUUCACGAUAUUGGUGAGCGGAUGAGUUAAGAAGUACGUAGGCCAUUCAAAAUUAGUUUGUUAGAUGCGCUAGUUGUCAUAUCAAUCAUUUAAUAUUGUCCAUGACGAAGUGUGAUGCUUAUGUAAAGCAUGAAAUGUGUUUAGAAAUACAUACCAAUGACAGCUAUCUACAAGAAGUAAUUGGUCAUUCUGCAGUAAACCAUUUUGUAGGCCCGGAUAUCUCUGCAGCUUCACAAUACUUCAGCAAAAAUUGUAUUUAACACAUAUUUGGCCUUUUAACAAAAGUUGUUCUUCCUGCAAUUUGAAUAUUAGACUAGUCCAAAUUGUAAUUUUGAUUAAAUUUUGAUGAAUUGUGCAGCCCUAGUACACAUGAUCAAGGACACUCAGUGCUCUAAGGAAGCACAUUAAUGAGGUGGAGAGAGGUUAAUAUCCAUUGUUGUUUUUCUUUUUUAAAUCAUAAAGAUAACAAGAAGCACACAAUUAAGAAACACAGAUAUGGAUUGUGGAAAACAGGAUGUGUGUUUUUACAUGUUGUACAUUCAGUGUAGACCUUAACUCAAUGUUGAUGUCAUGCAGCACCUGUAAUUUGUGAUAUCAUACGUAGCAAGAUGUGAUGUCACAGAGCCAAACUGUAUUCGGUGCGACACCAACCCAGAUGCAGGCGACAGGGAAAUGUUUGCAGUUAGUUAAAACAAGGUGUUAUUAGAUUAGUUGUAAGUGUUAGUUGCACUAGUUGUCAUCUUAUUUAUUACACUUUGUGCAAUGCUUAUGUGAGGCUUGAAAGGGAUUUAAUGUAUGUUUUUAAAAAUGCAUACCAAUGACUAUCAACAUGAAAACCUGGAGGAAAUAUGCUACAACUCAAACACAGAUUAGGACGGGAUCAGACACAGCGCUUUUUGCAGUACUGUUGUUGAUAAAGAACUUGAACUCAGAACAGUAAAGCACUGCACAUGUUCUCUAGGGCUCUGGUUCACCCUAGUUGUUUAAUCGUAUGAAUUAAGAGGCGGGGCUUCUGUGGUUGUGACAUUGUUAGCAUCCUAGCUCAAUGAAGCUAACUUUGCUGACUGUUACCUCACUCAACCCAUUUGUUAACCUGUUUAGCCAGUUAGCGUUGCUUGCUUGAUAAUUCAUAUAAGUUUCAGAUUGGAGAAGCUCAUUAUAUUAAUAGAAAUAUUAUAUAAUAUUAAUAUAACUAUUUUGCAGCUUGUUUUAUUUAGCUAUCUAGCUAAAUGCAGCUAACUUAGCUAUCUAUUUGCUAACUCAACCCAUUUGUUAAGCCGAUACAUCUUAGCCAGUUAGCAUUAGCUAUCAAAAGUGAACCGUUAGCAUUGUUAAAUUCAAUCAAUCCACAAGAUGCUUGUUUGAUAACUAAUUUUAACUGGUUUUACUGGAAGCAAUCUAUAUAGCCUACUACUAUGCCUGUCUAUUAGGAUAGGUAAGGUAGCUAGCAAACAACUCGCUAACGAAUUACAUUUAUUUUUUAAAGGUUAACAUUUUUAGAGUUUGCUAGGCUCAGAGACAAAUUAAGGCUAAGGCGGGGGAUCCAGUGGAGGCGUAGCAACAACAACAAUCAUUUUUAAUUGUAGGCUAUGCUUUUAUAAAAAAAGGCAACGAGGUGCACUGUGUGUUUUGAAACCUGCAAAAAGCACUCUGUCUGACCAGACCCUUAGAGGAUGCUCAUAUGUUACCUUAACAACAAUCCCUACUGCUUCUUCAGACCUGGUACAAUAGUUUGAAGCGGAGAAGGGCAUUCGAUAAUAUCAAUAGAAACAUUUCACACAACUCCUUAGCAGCUUGUUUUAUUUACCAGUUUCAGCAUGGCGUUAUCUUAUAAGCACAGCAGCUCCAGUUAAUGUGUCUCAGCUUGUCUUACUUUGAGGCACACAACUGGAGUUUCUACAUUCUUUUAAAAUCAUCCUAGCUGCAUGAACACAGGUGAGCCUCUGUGUAUUUAAAGGAAAACAUUUCCAAAGGGAAUAUUUUUGUUUUAAUGCUUGUUGUGUUGCUAUGACUAUUAGCAUUUAUGGACCUUUGUGUUUUAACGCACAAACUGCAGUUACUGACUUACAUCGGGUAACCCUGGAGACUGCAGCUAUUGUUGCCCCCCCAUCUCCUCCAAAUAUGAACUUUUUUAAACUGUAUGUUUUGUGGGCAGCAUUUUCAUGGGGCGCAGUAUUGUGUAGCAAGGACAAGAGCACAUUACAUGGCGACAAGAAGCAGUGUUUUUCAGUGUUGUGCCAUAAAAUCAAUCCAGGAGUCGGGUUGUUGUUUGUAGAUGAAUGCCAGUAUUAGAGUCAAGAUCAAUUAAAUAGUGAUCCGAGCAUGGAUCGGGCUGCAUGUUUUAUAUCAGAACAGGUGGAAGAUAAGAUAGUGCCUUUGGUUGCAAAAGUUUACACAGCAAAAAAAAAAAAAGAAGUAUUUUUGUAGAAGGACUUUUUACUUUGAACACGAUACAGUGAGAUCUGUACGAAGCCACAAGGUAUAUUUGAUAUGUCAGGCCUUGUUUAUCUUGUGGCUUCAAAUAAAAGAAUAGGAAAACAGCAGCAGAGCCCUUCAGCUGAAAUGCUUUACCGUCUUUAUGGGGGUUUGUAUGAUGUGAGAACUCUUUACAGUGUGCUUGUGUCUCUUGUGUUGCUUUGUGUGUCGUGUAACACGCAGGAUUACUGUGUGCUUUGUACUGUAUUUGAUCAUUCUGCACAUGUACAUGUUCACACACUUGACUCAGUGUUGUCUUACUGCCUUUUGCUUCACUUGUUUUGUACGGUGUGGGUAUUUUUUACUCCUCAAUGUCUCAGUUCAUAGUGUUUUCUGGGUAAAUUGGAAUUAUAAGGCAUAAAUGGCUGGUUUUCCCAAACAUCUGUCAUCAUUGUUGUUUUCCAUGUACGUCUAAGUGAACACACAGAUUAUCUAUUUCAACACACACUCCCAACUCACCAGUGUUUGGAUUGUCAGAUUUUUUUGUUCCUUUCUUGUGUUUUUUUUUGUGUUACUGUCGAAUGUCAGAAACGUUGCUCUUGGCUGUAUUUUCUUUAAAAAAGUGCAAACACCGUGAAAUUGAAUAACUGUGUAAGGGAUAGAAAGGAUUUAUUUAUUGGCUGAAUAAAACCUAUGGAAGCUGCUUCUGUGAAAGGGGAAUUCAGUCUUUAUUAAGAUUACAGUUUAAAAAGGUGGUAUGUUUUUUGCCCGCAGCGACCGGACGCUUCAACAGCUUUCUUGCUUUGAACUGCUUAAAGGCCAAACCUCGUCCUACAUUACCACCUGAUGUCAGUUCUCAGCAUAAAAUGCAAUCACACGUCCAAAAACUCAAAUCUAUUUUUGUGAAUGAUGUUUUUGUAACUCAUAUCAAUACUUUACAAGUCUUUGUAAUCAGUGUUCCUCCUCUCAUCUAUGGGAAAAAUCAAAGCAUUCAGUUUCCUCCGUGUCAUCUGUUCAUUGUAAGAGAAAUAAAGGAUGUGGGGCAUGAUG
This is a messenger RNA of Notothenia coriiceps (black rockcod), 4253 nucleotides long. RefSeq names its product carbohydrate sulfotransferase 12-like. The transcript has a single exon. Gene Ontology annotation, molecular function: sulfotransferase activity. Bases 1 to 594 code for a protein of 197 amino acids. The record is from RefSeq and is a predicted model, not a curated record. Lineage: Eukaryota; Metazoa; Chordata; Actinopteri; Perciformes; Nototheniidae. Gene Ontology annotation, cellular component: membrane. Gene Ontology annotation, biological process: proteoglycan biosynthetic process; carbohydrate biosynthetic process.